AUGUCAACAUCAAAAGUCAAACACAUCUGCGCAAAGCUAACAGAUAUCCAAAAGGCUGCCUGCCGCACAAAAUUAGUCAAGCUCACCGAUGCCAUCACAACAGCGCAAGAUACGUACCAAGAGGAGGCCAGUGCUAUUGCCAAAGAUAAUGGCCUAAGCUUGAGGUGGACGCGAAGGCAGCUCUAUACUGGCAAAGGUGUCUUCAACAGACGCUGUGCUAAUCCUUGGAAUGCAUUUGUCAGACAAAAACUGAAUGAGGAGAACGAAGGACAUGUGCCGGAGGAUCAAUUGAAGCUUCCUGCAUUUAUCAAGGCCCACAGUUCAAAACUAACAUCGGCCUAUUUGUGCUUGACGUUGGUCGACAAGAACCACCUGCAGGAGAACAUCAACACAUAUCACCAGUCACGCGUGAAGGUUACACGUGCGAACCCUAAGGCACUACAAAAAGAUGUCAAUGCGACAUUCAAAACAAUGAAGACAGAGUGGGCUAGCAUCCAAGCACGAACGGGCCUUGAGGGAAUGUAUCUUGCUGUUCAAGGUGAUGUCGAGCAGUACCACAAACUGAAGCUCUUUUACACAGCAAAAGUCGGGUCGUUCAUCAAAGAUGUUCUUGGCAUGGAGCCAAAGCGCUUUGCACUCAAAGUCAAGUCCUGGGUAGUUGGAGAUUUUGAUAGUGCUGGCACAGUCAGCCAACGACUGUCAUUGACAAAACUUGUGAGCCUAUGCUGCCAACACAUCCAGGACGGACUUGAUAUUAUUAUUCCUACUUUGAGGUAUCCACUGAAAAAGAAGGUCAAAAUGAAUUACAACAAUUAUGAAGGCAAGAUUGUAGAAACUUACGGCAUUGCACUGGAAAAUUUUCCUGGGACUAUUUGA
This is a messenger RNA of Suillus plorans, 876 nucleotides long. RefSeq lists its product as uncharacterized. The record is from RefSeq and is a predicted model, not a curated record. Bases 1 to 876 code for a protein of 291 amino acids. The transcript is spliced from 6 exons. NCBI's taxonomy places the organism in Eukaryota, Fungi, Basidiomycota, Agaricomycetes, Boletales, Suillaceae.